Messenger RNA from Manis javanica (Malayan pangolin), 2313 nucleotides. It is a transcript of the gene ETFDH, whose product is annotated as electron transfer flavoprotein dehydrogenase. The record is from RefSeq and is a predicted model, not a curated record. Gene Ontology annotation, cellular component: mitochondrial inner membrane. Gene Ontology annotation, molecular function: electron-transferring-flavoprotein dehydrogenase activity; iron-sulfur cluster binding. Gene Ontology annotation, biological process: electron transport chain. NCBI's taxonomy places the organism in Eukaryota, Metazoa, Chordata, Mammalia, Pholidota, Manidae.
GGCCGCGCGUCACGCACGGCGCCGGCGCAGAGCAAGGAAGGGCGGUAACGCCGUGAAGCCAAAGCGCCCGGUCGAGCCCGGAGGCAAACUUCAGCAGAGGAGCUGCUGCUUUGGAGCUGGCGAUGGCGCCCCCGGCGGCCUAAGGGUCCUGCGCCCGCCGCGAGCCGCAGGCAGACCUCCCUUCGUGUCGGACCGAGGAUCCUGGUUACAGGGAACAUGUUGGUGCUGUUGGCCAGGCUGUCCUGCCCUGGUUUUUGUGUGGACAUUUUCAACUCAUUUGGGUAAAUACCAUGGAGUGCAAUUGCUGGAUCGUAUGUUAAGGCAUAUCAGUGUUUUCAUGCUUUAAAAAUUAAGAAAAACUAUCUACCUCUGUGUGCCUCGAGAUGGUCUUCAACUUCUGUUGUGCCUCGAAUUACUACCCACUAUACUAUUUAUCCCCGGGAUAAGGACAAGAGAUGGGAAGGAGUGAACAUGGAGAGGUUUGUAGAGGAAGCGGAUGUGGUGAUUGUUGGUGCAGGCCCUGCAGGACUCUCUGCAGCCGUUCGCCUAAAGCAGUUGGCUGCCAGACAUGAGAAGGACAUCCGUGUCUGUCUAGUGGAGAAAGCUGCUCAAAUAGGAGCUCAUACUCUCUCGGGGGCUUGCCUUGAUCCACAUGCUUUUGAAGAAUUGUUCCCAGACUGGAAGGAGAAGGGAGCUCCACUUAACACUCCUGUAACAGAAGAUAGGUUUGGAAUCUUAACAGCAAAAUACAGAAUUCCUGUGCCAAUUCUUCCAGGUCUCCCAAUGAAUAAUCAUGGCAAUUACAUUGUACGCUUGGGGCAUUUAGUGAACUGGAUGGGGGAACAAGCAGAAGCUCUCGGCGUUGAAGUUUACCCUGGUUGCGCUGCUGCUGAGGUACUUUUUCAUGAAGAUGGUAGUGUGAAAGGAGUUGCCACUAAUGAUGUAGGGAUACAAAAGGAUGGUGCCCCAAAGACAACAUUUGAGAGAGGACUAGAACUGCAUGCCAAAGUUACAAUAUUUGCAGAGGGUUGCCAUGGACAUCUAGCCAAGCAACUGUAUAAGAAGUUUGAUUUGAGGGCCAAUUGUGAUCCCCAGACCUAUGGAAUUGGACUGAAGGAGUUAUGGAUCAUUGAUGAAAAGAAGUGGAAACCUGGGAGAGUGGAGCACACAGUUGGUUGGCCCUUGGAUAGACAUACUUACGGAGGCUCCUUCCUCUAUCAUUUAAAUGAAGGCGAACCCCUGGUAGCUCUCGGUCUUGUGGUUGGUCUAGACUAUCAAAAUCCAUUCCUGAGUCCAUUUAGAGAGUUCCAGAGGUGGAAACACCACCCCAGCAUUCAGCCAACAUUGGAGGGUGGAAAAAGGAUCGCAUAUGGAGCCAGAGCUCUCAACGAAGGUGGCUUUCAGUCUAUACCAAAACUCACAUUUCCUGGUGGCUUACUAAUUGGUUGUAGCCCUGGCUUCAUGAAUGUUCCCAAGAUCAAAGGUACCCACACAGCAAUGAAAAGUGGAAUGCUGGCAGCUGAAUCUAUUUUUAACCAAUUAAGUAGUGAAAAUCUCCAAUCAAAUACAUUGGGACUCUAUGUAACUGAGUAUGAGGAGAAUUUGAAGAAAUCAUGGGUGUGGAAAGAGCUGUAUUAUGUGAGAAAUAUAAGACCAUCCUGUCAUGGAAUACUGGGUGUAUACGGAGGGAUGAUUUAUACAGGAAUAUUUUACUGGAUAUUUAGAGGAAUGGAGCCAUGGACUCUAAAACAUAAAGGCUUUGACUCUGAUCAGCUCAAGCCAGCCAAGGAUUGCACACCUAUUGAGUAUCCAAAACCUGAUGGGCAGAUCAGCUUUGACCUUCUGUCAUCUGUGGCUCUGAGUGGUACUAAUCACGAACAUGACCAACCGGCACACUUAACCUUAGAGGAUGACAGUAUACCUGUUAACAGAAAUCUGUCAAUAUAUGAUGGGCCUGAGCAGCGAUUCUGCCCUGCAGGAGUUUAUGAGUUUGUACCUUUGGAACAAGGUGAUGGAUUUCGGUUACAGAUAAAUGCUCAGAACUGUGUGCAUUGUAAAACAUGUGAUAUUAAAGAUCCAAGUCAGAAUAUUAACUGGGUGGUACCUGAAGGUGGUGGAGGACCUGCUUACAAUGGAAUGUAAACUGCAACUGAUAACAUUUGCAGGCACAUUUUACAGGCAGUUUAAAGUUACAAGCUAACUUUUAAAUAUUUAGAAGUUAACAAGUGUCAAAAUGCCUUAAAGCAUAUUACUGAUCUGAAUGUUCAUAAAAUAAUUAUCAGUGAAAUAAAAAUUUUAUACUUAUACCUAAAA